Molecule: messenger RNA, 2700 nt
Organism: Gaeumannomyces tritici R3-111a-1
Lineage: Eukaryota; Fungi; Ascomycota; Sordariomycetes; Magnaporthales; Magnaporthaceae
Exons: 2
Coding region: 1-2700 (899 amino acids)
Source: RefSeq, a predicted model, not a curated record
AUGCCGGCAGCGGCGAAACAACCCCGAGGUAGAGCGCCGUCACGCAAAAGCUCUGCAGCUGUCCGGAGCAAGCCUCGCAAACAGAUCGCGUCUCUGCCGACUGCGCAUCCUCUCGCGCUCGCGCCUAAGAAGAUCGAUUUUAUUGAUCUUACCGGAAUAGACAGCGAGGCGGAGCCCGCCACCAGGACAGUAAAUUCGCACCAGAACAAAGGACGUCUUCUCUUCCCUCAUCAAACAACCAGGCCGCAAAAGACCGCACAGCCGGUACGCGGGGCAUCAUCAAACAGGUCACUACUGCAGCCAUCUGUAUCUACCGCACCCGCCAAGAUGGGAAACAUCGGGUCCAAGCUGGUGGCAGCGUCGGCCGACCCAGAUUCAUUGUCAGACGAAUGGGACCUACCAUCCUCCCCCAUUGAGAGGCACGUGGCCAGUCGCCAGGCGGCUGCCGAUACGCCCGCAACUUGCGGAGACGCCGCAUUAGAUGCGAAAAUCUCACACUCGCCUGCUCCGGUUGUCUCUCAGACUCGGUCAUCAGCUCGCCCUCGCGGUCAGCCGGCUCCAGGUCCCAGCGCAGGCGACGUUGUGAUCGAUCUGACGGGCGAGCCAUCCUCCAGCGACGACGAGAGCGACGUCGGCCGGCCUGAUACCUCUCGUCCCGAGAUUCCUAUUGCGGCGGCGGCGGCGCCACCUCCCAUUCCGCCUCGUCCUGUCGACUCGCCACCGCGCCCACCCAUGCCCGCGGUGCAGUGGAACGAUUAUGCAGCCCUUGACGUCCACAAAGGGAUCUCAUCCCUAGCCGUAUCUGUCGACUCUUCCGUCAUCUCUGUAGAUGGUGGUUCUCGGUACCCGUCGAGCCCAAGUGACGCGGAGGUCAAGACUUCUGCUCCGGGGGCAGAAGUGCCGAGGCUGGUGGACGAGCACCACUUGUCUGAGCCUCCGCCCGAGAGACACCAAUCCCCUGCCGUCAGCGAGGCGUCUCCCGCUCAAGGCUCUUCGUCGCCAGAUUCGCCGCGAGUUGCGAAACUUAAUGCACACAAAUCACUACCCCGGCUGUCCUUCUCGCGUAUAUUAAGCGCUGAGAUCGCUCCGGUGUUGUCCCUCCAAGAAAUAUCAAUUGUGAAGCAAGAGCUGCUAAGCGACGACGGGGAGGCCGAGGAGACUGAGUCGGCCAAGGAGCUCAAGGAUGUCAAGGAGGCCAAGGAGAUCAAUACAAAAAAGGCCGAGAAGACCAAGAAGCUCACCAAGACCCGGGAGCCGCAGCUCGAGCGCGUCGUCAGUGCUUACUCUGAGAAUGGACCAUGGGAGCCCCGCGGCAGGCAGACACUCGUUGGAGAGUCACCAAGGCCAUCGGUCCCGGUGCAAGUCGUCUCGCCUCCUACCAACCAGAGCCCGACCACGCCCAAGAACAGCCAGGUGCAGGCCCAACUCUUCGAUGGGUCUCCAAAGGCGCCGAGGCCGGCGGCAGUCAUUGCGUCCGCCAUCAAGCCUAGCGCACGCACCCCCGAGAAGAGAAAGGCGCAAGCUCAGCUCCUCGAGAUGAUUGGCCUGUACGACUCGGCCAGCAGCAACAGCGAUGACGAGAGGCGGCGCAAGUCGGAGCUCGUCGGUGGCACCAAGUACGUGGUGGACAAGCCGGCGUGGGUGAACUCGAGGAAGCAGGCCAGGCGCACGGGGAUCCCGGCCAUCGUCCCGACCAAGCGGCGCGCGCCCUCGCCGCCCAGGGUGACCAAGAAGGAGCUGCUGCGACUGGGCAGGCAGGCCGGGCUCAAGAGCUCGUGGCUCUCGCCCGUGAUCGGUAAGAAGUCGAUAAAGUUGGAGGGCCGACCCGGCGUGAUCACGAUCGGAUCCGGACGCAGGCAUAACCCCGAGGUGGACGGGGUGGGGAAUCUCAGCGCGGACCUGUGGCAGGACCGCGAGAGGAAGCGGAGACUGCAGGAGAGCCGUGAGCGUCGCGACAAGCGCCAAACCGCCGUGGACGAGCUUCUCAAUUCCAUGUACGCGGUGGCCAACGCUGCCGAGCCGGGCGACCUUGCUCCACCGUCCCCUACCGAGGGUCGAUCAAGGAAAGCCGGCCCGCAGAUCCUAGACCCGGGUGAUGCCAAAGGAGGUGCCGCGAACACUACUGCUGCUCCCGAAGGCUGCACCAAGAGACUCCGCAGCAGCGACGGGGGCCGCGGCUCGCUCGUUCCGGCCAAGAAGCCGCGCUUUUCAGAUGAGCGAGAGAAAGAUGACAUGGUCAAGGAGAAUCUCGCUCACAGGGUCCGCGCAAGCACGCCGGCCCCAGAUGAGUGGAUCAGGCGUGACCGUCGGCAGGCCCCGUCCAUGCCGUCAACUCACGAUUCCGACGAGGACAAGGACUCGAGCAGCGGAGGCGAGAGUGCCGUAGAGGAGCAUCUAGCACGCCGGGCGUGCCGGGCGGUCACACCAGCCCCCGACGAUUGGAUCAAGCGCUUUCGGCGCCAGGCCCUCCCCGUCGCCCCAUCCAGCGACACGGAUUCUGAUGACGCCAGUGCCGCGGCAGUUCACGACGAUGCCUUGGCCACCAGGAAGGACAUCGGCUCAGGCGGCGCGGCGGCGGGACACAAGAACAAGAAGAAUGGUGUGCGGUCGAGUCCAGCCGGGGUUUCCAAAACUCAAAAGAGGAAGGCGCGCAAGCAGAGGCAGAAGGAUGGCAAUCGGAAAAGGGGGGCGGCAGCUUGA